Messenger RNA from Penicillium macrosclerotiorum, 684 nucleotides. Its product is annotated as GNAT family N-acetyltransferase. The transcript has a single exon. Gene Ontology annotation, molecular function: protein-N-terminal-alanine acetyltransferase activity; protein N-terminal-serine acetyltransferase activity. The record is from RefSeq and is a predicted model, not a curated record. NCBI's taxonomy places the organism in Eukaryota, Fungi, Ascomycota, Eurotiomycetes, Eurotiales, Aspergillaceae. The coding region runs from base 1 to 684 and encodes 227 amino acids.
AUGGAUCGUCCAGUCGGUCCUAUAGUUUCUGAGGGACCGGCUCUGCCGCCACCUCAAACCUCAUUAAAAGGCCGCUCGGUCCAGCUUGAACCAUUAGAUCCAAAGCACACGAAUGAUCUCUUCGACGCCAUUGGACAGCCAGAGCAGGCCGCUGUCUGGACCUACAUCAACAAGGGCCCCUUCGAAGACAAAGCCUCAUUCAGCGAGUUCAUCAUCAGUCUCUCCCAAUCCACCGAUCCAGUAUUCUACGCUCUGAUCGACCAGUCUCGAAAGAAAGCAGUUGGCUUCUUUAGUCUAAUGCGCAUUGAUCUGUCCAGUCGCGUUGUCGAAAUCGGAUACGUCGUCUUCUCGCCAGUUCUGCAGCGCAGCACCGCCGCUACAGAGGCUUUUUAUCUCCUCGCGCGGGCAGUCUUCCGGGAUCUUGGCUAUCGGCGCUUCGAGUGGAAGUGUGACAGUCUAAAUGCGCCCUCUCGGCGAGCGGCGGCGCGCUUUGGAUUCACGGCCGAGGGCAUCUUCCGGCAGCAUAUGAUCGUCAAGGGUCGUAAUCGAGACACGGCAUGGUUCUCAAUUCUUGACUCAGAGUGGCCGGCGCUGCAGAACUCUUUUGAGAAGUGGCUAGACCCGGCGAACUUUGAUGCUGAGGGGAAGCAGCGGCAGUCGUUGACCUCCUUUCGCGGCGAAUGA